Cryptococcus amylolentus CBS 6039 is the source of this 1299-nucleotide messenger RNA. RefSeq lists its product as hypothetical. The transcript has a single exon. Lineage: Eukaryota; Fungi; Basidiomycota; Tremellomycetes; Tremellales; Cryptococcaceae. Bases 354 to 689 code for a protein of 111 amino acids. The record is from RefSeq and is a predicted model, not a curated record.
CAAGAACGAGGCUUUUUGAGAUGGAGAUGAGGCCUUUAUAGAGAGGGGGUCAGGCUGCCUUUAUCCGUGAUUUUGAGAUGGGAAUGGUGGCUUCUGUGGCUCUUGACCCGUUGUCGCCAUUGGAGAGAUGCAUCAUCUACAACAGCGUGCGCCGAAUUGAACUUCUUAAGUUGUACGCGACCAGCGAGUGUAAUUGUCGCGUUGUUUGGUUCCACAACGAGGAAGAGGACGCCGAAAAUUGACAUCUCAGGGUGGUGAUUCUGUGUAGCAGUACUCUUAUCUCAAGGAAUUCAACCUCUUCUUGAACCUUUUCGAAAGAUAGUCAUUGAGGGGCCCCAUCUCCUCCAGACUGAAUGCCCCCGUUCCCGCUGACAACUCCAGCCUCACAAUCCUCUCAUUCGCGACCCCAUCCAUCCAUCGAAAUCGUACCCGGCAGCCUUUAUCGCCUCGAACGUUCGCUUGCGAGCCGUCAUGAACUCGGUGACGGGAGUAGAGCCCCGGGGCUGAGAGUUGAGGGCCUGGACAGGCUGCCACAGGUCGUAGGAGGAUCGAGUACAAGAACCUCUGCUCCUCGUCCUCCCCUUCAUCCGCUCCCCCGAUACUCCUCCCUGCGUGGUCGGUCACCAGCGCUCUGUAAUCCUUCGCCUUGCGUUUCUCUGCCGCCACCUUGCGGAAGACGUGUUGGAUAAGAUCACGUUCGACGAGCCGGGGCUUGACCACAAGCAGAUGAUGCCUGUCCCGGAAACUCGCCCUGAGGUGAUCGUAGAUGGUGGAGAAGAGAGUGAUGAUGUCGUCUCCUCGUGCAACCAGCAACCCGGUGUUACUGGACACGAGAUCGAAGCGUGCGAUUGGGAAAGCGUGGCAAGCGUAGUGCGCGGUGUCGAAGGUGUCGAUGUAAUUGCGCGCAGGGCCGGACAGCUCAAGCCUGCCCGUACGUGUUGCAAUAUAGUUACAACAAGAGCCUCUCCUCAUCCAACAUAAACCCCCACUCCUUCGGAUCACACAGAGUAUUUGGGACGUUUUCUUUCUCGCUAAGACCAAUCUCUCUUCGUGGAGGAAUUCGCAGGAUGAUACGUGUGACGCUCGGAUUCGCUUCUUUACUUUCGAGAGGCAAGGAAGGUGACAGGUGUCGAGCGACUUCGACAUUCACAGGCGAGGCGUGGGAAGUCUCAAAUAGGCUAUCCCCCAGGCCAAGUUCCCCAAGCUCGGUAUGGUCUUGAUGCUGAAAGACCCCUGGCGUCCCAAAGUCGUACAGAGGCCCACGCUUGACGCCGACUUUCCGGUCUCGAAGUUUGUUCG